Molecule: messenger RNA, 3323 nt
Organism: Periconia digitata
Lineage: Eukaryota; Fungi; Ascomycota; Dothideomycetes; Pleosporales; Periconiaceae
Source: the annotation of a GenBank genome assembly
CUUGAACCGCUGAUUUGCUCAGGGAUUGUGUGGACCAAGUGGCUAUGCGCUGCGCUGCGCCCCGUAACCGUUCCCAAGGCUUGGCCCACGCCGUGCCCUCACCAUGCCAUCGUGAUGGCGAAUUAUCUACUACAGAAUGACCAUGAUCAUCAACACUGUAUAGUAUAAAGCUCUUUUUUCAACAAAUAAUUGCAAAUAGAUCCUAUCACAACUGAAUCCUACUGCAUUCACAUUAGGGGAUGUAUCUGAAACGGGUCUCGUUCCUCGUCGCGCUGUUAUCGGUUUUCUAUGGCCUGGUGGAGAGGAUAAUUCCAUCGCGCUUGCAACCAGCCUACACGCCUAGUAGCCCAUUCGGGCUUGUGCGAGCGGACAACUUCGACGCGCCGGGCCGCGCCCAUGGAAUAGACAUCAUCUUCGUCCAUGGACUCGGCUCAAACCCUGACACGACCUGGGGACCAAAGGACGGCAAUUGGGUCAACCGAUUCCUUCCCGAAGACAUUCCUUUGUCGUUACGCAAUCACACUCGGAUCUACUUUUACAACUACGAAACCUACUACAAGAGAGAUGCGAUACAGGCACGGCUUCGGACGUAUGGAGAGCAUUUGAUCAGCCAUAUAAACCUCGAGCUUCGGAGCACAGAAGAGGAGCGGACGCGUGAUCUGCUGCUCGUUGGGCACAGCUAUGGAGGUCUUGUGAUCAAGCAAGCUCUUCUAGAGGCUAGGCACAACAAGAGAUUUGUAGACAUAUUCAGGCACGUAAAAGCAAUCUUCUUUUUGGGAACACCUCAUCGGGGCUCGCACUUCAGUGCGUGGGGUAAUGUCUUUGUGCGGCUCUUGCAGCCGCUGGGAUCGAAUCCACUCCUGCUCGGAGAAGUAGUCUACGACGCGCUCCCCCUGAGCGACUUACAUAGAGACUUUGAAAACGUCCUCAGUGAAAAUGUAGAGGUGAUCAACUUCUACGAGACACGCAAGACACGAAUACUGAAGGUGUGGUUCUAUCAGUGGGAAGAGUAUUGCGUCCCUGAACAGUCGGCGAGACUGGGGAAGUCGCAAGAUAUUCCCCUGUACGUCAACCACUACGAGCUGAACAAGUUCACAUCAAAAGAUGAAAAUUAUAGGCAGGUCCUUGGAAAGCUUCUUCAGAUUCUUCAGCCCCUCGCGCUACAGAAACAACAGCGGUUCUACUCCGUUCCUGUGGCCACAGUGGACAGUUACAUAGAGCGAGCCACACUUUCGGCUGCAAUAGAAGAGAAGCUACGUGUGCGACACCAUAAGGCUACCGUACCCUACGCUGUUGCCAUCCAUGGACUUGGCGGUGCAGGGAAAAGUCAGCUGGCGUUGAAGUACGUGGAGGAUCACCAAGCCGAGUAUGACCUGAUCCUCUGGAUUGAAGUUCGUGAUGAGGAGUCUGUUCGCUCAAGCUUCGAGAGGUGCGCAAGCGAGCUCCGAUUAUCAGUAGAUCGCGGCGUGGGACAAGGCAUCAAGCUUGUGGACUCUCCCGCGGUGCAGGCUGUACUUCGCUGGCUCAGAAACCGCAAAGAGACAGACGGCAGGUGGCUCGCCAUCGUCGACAGUGCUGACAACGUUAACCAGGAGACCAAGGGUGUGGUUCCAACGGGCCCGGCAGGGGCCGUCAUCAUUACAAGCCAGGACAGGCAGGCAUCGCGGCUGAUCAGGGACUGCGAAGUCGUAGAGGUGGGCCAUAUGGAGCCGGUAGAAGCCAUCAGUCUUCUCCUCAAACACCUCAGGUUCAAGAUUAACUCGGCCCCAAAAGACGUACUGGAAAAUUGCAGCAAGAUUGCAGAGCAGCUCGAAUAUCUGGCCUUAGCCAUCGACCUCGCCGGCGCAUACAUGGGGAAUGCUGAAGAUCCGAAGCAGGCCCCCCAGCAAUAUUUGGUCGAUUAUGUCAAGCACAAGGAUGAUUUGCUACAAAAUGAACAGUUUCGCGGCCUCUCGACGAGCGACAAGACGGUGUGGACAGUGUGGGACACGACGCUUGAGCGCAUCGAGAGAAGCGGUGGAGAGCUCCGCCCUGGAAUGCUGCUUGCUCUCCUGGCGCAUUUCCGAGGCGGCGUAGUGGAGGAUGAGCUGCUCCGACUGGCAAGCCAGAACCUCUCUGUUGCGACUCAGAUCAUGUGCGAUGAUGUGGCAGAGCUCCCCUCAUGGCUCCCUCGCGUUUUCGCGUGCCAUAGGGGGGAAUGGGAUGACUUCGAUUACCGCCAGGCGCGCGACAUACUGCUGCGGUACAGCCUACUGAAGCGGACGCAUGGUGAGUGGUAUGGAGUGAGCAUGCACAGACUGGUGCAGUGGCGGGCAAUGAGGUCCAAACCAGAAGCACCGUGGGACCGUUGGCACGUGGCAAUCGUAGUGGCAGCUUACGUAAGCCUCUCUCGUAACACGGAAAAUCCGCAGUUCCGAAGGCACCUCCUCACGCACAUGCCGGAUGUUACCAUAGAACGCCUCAAAGAGUUAGGACUAAGUGACGAAAGAAUGAUGUUUCUCUGGGUAUCUGUUGUCACUUUGUACAUUGAAGAAGAGCUUUGGAAGGAGGCUGAAACGCUAUUAUUACAAGUUAUAAACACGCUCAAAACGAAGCUCAGAGCGGACCACUCAGGAACACUAACUAGUAUGAACAAUCUGGCCUCGACCUACAAGCACCAAGGCCGAUGGGAAGAUGCCGAAACGCUAGAUGUGCAAGCUUUGGAGGUAAUAAAGAUAAUGCUCGGAAUGGACAAUCCUGACACGGCCAUCGUGCCCAAUCUGGCCUUGAUCUAUAGCAAACAAGGCCGAUUGGAAGAUGCCGAAGCACUGUAUGUGCAAGUAAUAGAGACCUACAACAAGAAGCUCGGGGUGGACCAUCCUGACACGCUGAUGAGCAUGCACAAUCUGGCCUUGAUCUAUAGCAGCCAAGGCCGAUUGGAAGAUGCCGAAGCGCUGAAUUUGCAAGUAAUGGAGACCUGGAAGACAAAACUCGGGGUGGACCAUCCAAACAUGCUGAUAAGCAUGCACAAUCUGGCCUUGAUCUAUAGCAGCCAAGGCCGAUUGGAAGAUGCCGAAGCGCUGAAUGUGCAAGUAAUGGAGACUCGGAAGACGAAGCUUGGAGCAGACCAUCCCGACACCCUGAGAAGCAUGAACUGUCUGGCCUUGAACUACGCAAAUCAAGACCAAUUGGAAGAUGCCGAAGCGCUGUUUGUGCAAGUGAUGGAGACUCGGAAGACGAAGCUUGGAGCAGACCAUCCCGACACUCUGAAAAGCAUGAACUGUCUGGCCUUGAACUACAUAAAUCAAGGCCGAUGUGAGGGUGCCGAAGUGUUGAAUGUAUAA